GGUCUGCGCGCUGGAACCUCGGCGUGAGCGCCCCGGGAAGAUGGAGCAGCCGCCGCCCGCGCCGCCGCCGCCCGGGGCUCCCCCGUACCCGUGGGGCCAGCAGCAGCUCCAGCCACUGGCGCCCGGUCCCCCGGCGCGCGAGGCCCGGGAGCCACGGACGAGGACGCCCCGGAGGGUGUAGACCGCGCCCCAGGAGAUAGCGAUGAUCUUCAAAAUGAAGACUCUGGAAAAUUUUAGGUUCUCUAUAGGAACUACGGAAGUUGAAGGAAAGAAGAUUUUCAAAAGGAAAUUGUUUUGAAAGUAUGUUUACAACUAACUGAUACUGUUGACAGUUGUUUUUUUUUUUCUUUUUUUUAAAUAAUAAAACACUUUAAGAAAAUUGUAUUUAUGGUAAAAGGAAACUGGACUAACAAUGAGGCCAAAGACUUUUCCUGCCACAACUUAUUCUGGAAAUAGCCGCCAGCGACUGCAGGAGAUUCGAGAGGGCUUAAAGCAGCCGUCCAAGUCUUCCACUCAGGGGCUGCCUGUGGGACCAAACAGUGAUGCUUCCCUGGCCACCAAAGUCGUGGGGGGCAAGGAUGCUGCCAGGCAACAGCAACAGAUGAGAGCUACCCCAAAGUUCGGACCUUAUCAGAAAGCUUUGAGAGAAAUCCGAUACUCCCUGUUGCCUUUUGCUAAUGAAUCCAGCACUUCCGCAGCAGCAGAAGUAAACCGACAGAUGCUGCAGGAACUGGUGAACGCGGGAUGUGACCAGGAGAUGGCAGGCAGGGCUCUGAAGCAGACCGGGAGCCGGAGCAUUGAAGCCGCUCUGGAGUACAUCAGCAAGAUGGGCUACCUGGACCCGAGGAACGAGCAGAUCGUGCGAGUCAUUAAGCAGACCUCGCCAGGAAAGGGCAUCACACCAGCCCCCGUGCCAAGGAGGCCAAGCUUUGAAGGAACAGGCGAGCCUUUCCCACCCUACCAUCAGAUGAGUGGGGCAGUCUACGAGGGCAGCAGCACGCUGGAGGAGGUACCUCGUCAGUAUAUGGACUUUCUUUUCGCUGGAAGCACUCACAGCGUGCCUGGUGGCCAUCAGCACCAGCCCAAAGGCUAUGCCGCAAACAUGGAGGCUGCAGGGAUGAACUUCCCAGUGGCCAGCCCCGGGGGCCAACCCCUCCCACUGCAAGGUCCCCACUACAGGCCACACGUGCUGGUACCUGGGGAGCCACUGGGCUAUGGCAUCCAGCGUAGCCCCUCCUUCCAAAACAAGGAGGCAGGAGCAUACGCAAACCUUGCUGCCAAGGGCCCAGCCGUGCAGCCGGGGGCCAGCCAUGCAUUUCCACCCACGGGAGGGGCCACAGGGCUGUACAUGCCCCACCCGCACCACAAACAGGCCCACCAAAUGCACAUGAUGGGCUCCCGGGGCCAGGUGUUCACAAGCGACAGCCCCCCGCAGAGUCUGAUCACACCCUCCAGAAACAGCCUCAACGUGGACCUUUAUGACAUGAGCAGCCCUCCUGUCCAGCAGUGGCAGUCCUCUACCCUGUCCCGCCGUGACUCCCUUCAGAAGCCGGGCCUGGAGGCACCCCCCCGCCAGCACGUGGCAUUCCUGCCUGAAGGCCCCAUCCCCAGCAGAACCAACUCUUUCAACAACCACCAGCAGCCAGUGGCCGUGCCCAUCCGAGCAGGAGUGCCCAGCAAGACGGAGCCUUCCAUGCCCUCCCCCAACACCAUCACGGCUGUGACGGCCGCCCACAUCCUGCACCCAGUGAAGAGUGUGAGGGUAAUGCGGCCCGAGCCCCAGACAGCUGUGGGGCCCUCCCAUCCAGCCUGGGUGCCUGCGCCCAGCCCAGGGGUGGAGAGUCUGGACUCCAAGGAUGAGCACCCUCUGCCCCUGGGGGGCGCCAGUGCAUACCCGCUGGACGUUGACUAUGGCAGCCCAGACCUGAGGUGCCCUCCCCCACCGUACCCCAAGCAUUUGCUGCUCCGGAGUAAGUCAGAGCAGUAUGACAUGGACAGCCUGUGUGUGGGCAUGGAGCAGAGCCUCCGAGGCAGCCAGGCUGCCGAGCCUGCCGAGAGGAGUGACAAGAGCCACAAAAAUGCCAAAGGGGAGAAAGUGGGGAAGGAUAAAAAGCAGAUUCAGACCUCUCCUGUUCCUGUUCGGAAAAACAGCAGAGAUGAAGAGAAGAGGGAAUCUCGCAUCAAGAGCUACUCGCCGUAUGCGUUUAAGUUCUUCAUGGAGCAGCACGUGGAAAAUGUCAUAAAAACCUACCAGCAGAAGGUCAACCGGAGGUUGCAGCUAGAACAGGAAAUGGCAAAAGCUGGACUCUGUGAAGCUGAGCAGGAACAGAUGAGGAAGAUCCUCUACCAGAAGGAGUCUAAUUACAACAGGCUGAAGAGGGCCAAAAUGGACAAGUCCAUGUUCGUGAAAAUCAAAACCCUGGGGAUUGGUGCCUUUGGAGAAGUAUGCCUUGCUUGUAAGGUGGACACUCAUGCCCUGUAUGCCAUGAAGACGCUGAGGAAGAAGGAUGUCCUGAACCGAAAUCAGGUGGCUCAUGUCAAGGCUGAGAGGGACAUCCUGGCCGAGGCGGACAACGAGUGGGUGGUCAAACUCUACUACUCGUUCCAAGACAAGGACAGCCUGUACUUUGUGAUGGACUAUAUCCCUGGGGGAGACAUGAUGAGCCUGCUGAUCCGGAUGGAGGUCUUCCCUGAGCACCUGGCCCGCUUCUACAUUGCCGAGUUGACUCUGGCCAUUGAGAGUGUCCACAAGAUGGGCUUUAUCCACCGAGACAUUAAGCCAGACAACAUUUUGAUAGAUCUUGAUGGUCACAUCAAACUGACAGAUUUUGGCCUCUGCACCGGGUUCAGGUGGACUCACAAUUCCAAAUACUACCAGAAAGGGAGCCACAUCAGACAGGACAGCAUGGAACCCAGCGACCUCUGGGAUGACGUGUCUAAUUGUCGAUGUGGAGACAGGCUGAAGACUCUGGAGCAGAGAGCCAGGAAGCAGCACCAGAGGUGUCUGGCACACUCCCUGGUUGGGACCCCAAAUUACAUUGCGCCGGAAGUGCUCCUCCGAAAAGGAUACACUCAGCUCUGUGACUGGUGGAGUGUUGGUGUGAUUCUCUUUGAGAUGCUGGUGGGGCAGCCGCCCUUUUUGGCCCCUACUCCCACAGAAACGCAACUGAAGGUCAUAAACUGGGAGAACACGCUCCACAUUCCAGCCCAGGUCAAGCUGAGCCCCGAGGCCCGGGACCUCAUCACCAAAUUGUGCUGCGCAGCCGACCACCGGCUGGGGAGGAAUGGGGCCGACGACCUGAAGGCUCAUCCAUUCUUCAGGGCCAUUGAUUUCUCGAGUGACAUCCGGAAGCAGCCCGCCCCCUAUGUCCCCAAGAUCAGCCACCCUAUGGACACCUCAAAUUUUGACCCUGUAGAUGAAGAAAGCCCUUGGAACGAUGCUAGUGAAGAUAGCACGAAGGCCUGGGACACACUCACCUCUCCAAAUAACAAACACCCUGAGCAUGCAUUUUAUGAGUUCACUUUCCGAAGGUUCUUUGAUGACAAUGGCUAUCCCUUUAGGUGCCCAAAGCCUUCAGGAGCAGAUGCUUCACAGGCUGAGGACUCUGAUUUGGAAAAUUCUGAUAUGGCGGAUCAGACUGAAGGUUGCCAGCCAGUGUACGUGUAGACAGUGACUUGGAGUCCCUGACACUCUGCUUCUUCAGAGGUCCAGGGGGCCCAAAGCUGGUUUCUUAACAGGCCUGAUUGAGAGUCGAGGUCUUCUUUGUUCAAGUUAGUCCAUUGGUUACUUCACUUGAAGUUCUGAUCUUCAUCAAAAACCCCCAAAACAAACAAAAAAGCUUUUUUAUAAAGGACUCAAGUCUAGCAGAUUCUGGUUGGUGGGGGUGGGGGACAGGUGUCAACAUUGCGUUGAACUGAAAUUGGCUUUUGAGGACCUUCACUGCAUUAAAACAAUAUUUUUAAAAAUUUAGUACAGUUUAGAAAGAGCACUUAUUUUGUUUAUAGCCAUUUUUCUUACUAAAUUAUAGGGAUUAACUUUGACAAAUCAUGCUGCUGUUAUUUUCUACAUUUGUAUUUUAUCCAUAGCACUUACUCACAUUUAGGAAAAGACAUAAAAACUGAAGAACAUGUGAUAAGAAAUCUCUGUGCAAUAAUGUGUAAAAAAAAAAAAAAAAGGUAACACUGUUCUGAUAUUACUGAUACCAUUUUAUUCACACAGUGGUUUUUGUUUUAUAUUUUUUCCCACAUUUCAAAAUUGUGAUAUAAUGUUAAAAGCUGCUUUUUCUUUCUUUCUUUUUUUUUUUUUUUCUUUUUUUGCUUUUUGCAUAUGAUAGUAUACUAGGAAGCGUGAGCAAGGUGAUUAUGUGGGUGUGAUUUCAGAUGUCUGGUGUGUAGAGAGUACUGCAUGAGCAGGGUUUUUCUAUUAUAAAAUUACCAUAUCUUGCCAUUCACAGCAGGUUCUGUGAAUAUGUUUUUACUGAGUAUCUUUAAAUGAGAUGUUCUAGACAGUUUGCUGAUAACGUAUCGUGUGGGUGACUUCUUUGCUAUGAUUGUAUCCCUUAUUGUUUUGUCAAAGAAAUGCAGAUGUGUAACUGAGAAGUGAUUUUUGUGUGUGCGUCUUGGGUAUGAUUGGAUUCUUUGGGGGGUAAACUUAAAUAUUUGUCAUAUACUAAACUUGUAUACAUCAAAAGGGAUUAAUUUAGCUAUGCCAAAAAAUAUUAAGUUAAUCAUCGAACUCUGUCCAUUUUGCUAGUCAGUAUACUCUCAUUGGCAUAGCUGAUAAGUGGAACCCUGUGGCCACGGCCCGGCUGCCAGGACAUUGCCCGCACUGAACAGUUUGCGUGGUGUCAUUCCUCCUGUCAUUGUAGACAAGGGAGGUGUUAUGACCAUGAUGAAAUUUAAUUCUUUCACUUUUUUUUUUUUUGGUGUGCUUUGAAGUAUCAAUCUUAACUUGGUUUUAAAAAUAUACUUUUCUAAUCUUUGUAAAACAGCAAGGAUUAUUCAAAAUGACAUUGGAAUAAAAAAAUAAGCCAUACAUAUUUUCUUAGAAGUGUAGAUGUAUAUAUAACUACAUAGAUAAACACACAAAAUUUUCCUUAUUUCAAAUUAGUAUGAUUCCUAUUUAAAGUGAUUUAUUUCUCAGUAAAAAGUUCAAUUCUUUUUUGCUUUUUAAAAAUCUGAUGCGUCAUAUUUUUCAUUAUGUUAUUCCACAUAUUUUUCCUUGAAUUUUUUAGCAUAAUGUAUCCAUUAUUUAGUAUAUAUCUAGGCAACAACACUUACAAGUUUAUCAAUGUCUAAACUAAGAAAAAACAAAAAAAAAACAAUUACUGUGUACUGGUUUACAUUUGUAUGAAUGGCAAAUUCUGAAGUCUGCUGUGCUUGUAUCGUGACUGUCAGUAUUUUCGCUAUUUUAUAGUAACGCCCUGUUAUUUACAGCGCUCUGACAUACUUUCAUGUGGUAGGUUCUUUCUCAGGAACUCAAUUUAACUAUUAUUUAUUGAUAUAUCAUUGCCUUUGAAAAGCUUCUACUGGCACAAUUUAUUAUUAAAAGUUUGAAUCCAAA
Molecule: messenger RNA, 5563 nt
Organism: Neogale vison (American mink)
Lineage: Eukaryota; Metazoa; Chordata; Mammalia; Carnivora; Mustelidae
Gene: LATS2
Product: large tumor suppressor kinase 2
Exons: 8
Coding region: 413-3667 (1084 amino acids)
Biological process (GO): positive regulation of apoptotic process; G1/S transition of mitotic cell cycle; peptidyl-serine phosphorylation
Cellular component (GO): spindle pole; nucleus
Molecular function (GO): protein serine/threonine kinase activity; protein binding; ATP binding
Source: RefSeq, a predicted model, not a curated record